Messenger RNA from Populus nigra (black poplar), 2457 nucleotides. RefSeq names its product pentatricopeptide repeat-containing protein At3g53170. The record is from RefSeq and is a predicted model, not a curated record. The coding region runs from base 148 to 1596 and encodes 482 amino acids. NCBI's taxonomy places the organism in Eukaryota, Viridiplantae, Streptophyta, Magnoliopsida, Malpighiales, Salicaceae. Gene Ontology annotation, molecular function: protein binding; mRNA binding. The transcript is spliced from 4 exons.
UUAACUUCUGCUAAAAUGCGCUCACUUCUAUCUUAUCUUCCUUUAGAAAGUAGAAACACCUCGAUAAAAUUUCAGAACCCAAGCUCUCCCUGACCAGUAACCCAGACCUCUAAAGCCUCAAAUUCCUUGUACUCCACUCCCGGCGCAAUGCAGCCACAACCCCUUUCCUUCACUAACAUGAGCUGGUCACUCUCAAUCUCCACCCCUCCUUCAAAAAACCUCUUAGCAGGAUCCAAUGGAAACCAAGACCCACAAUUUCUUACUAUCCAAUCCUCUAAAUGGUGCCCCGACCCAACUUCAACUGGGCUCCAAAGACAAUCCAAGAAGGAGUUGUCUAGGAUUCUAAGAACUGAAGCUGCUAUAAAAGCUAUUGAACAAAAAGCCAACUCCAAGAAAUAUAAUAACCUUUGGCCUAAAGCAGUUUUAGAAGCUCUUGACGACGCUAUAAAAGAAAACCAAUGGGAAUCUGCUCUUAAGAUUUUUGAACUUCUUCGUAAGCAACAUUGGUACGAGCCGAGAACCAAAACAUACACCAAGUUGUUGAUGAUGCUUGGCAAGUGCAGGCAACCUGAGGAGGGCAGCUUGCUUUUUGAGGUCAUGCUGUCUGAUGGCCUCAAACCUACAAUUGAUGUUUAUACUGCUCUUGUGAGUGCUUAUGGCAAAAGUGGUCAACUUGACAAGGCGUUUUCUAUUGUUGUUGAAAUGAAAGCAAUCUCUGAAUGCAAACCAGAUGUGUAUACAUAUUCCAUACUUAUAAACUGUUGCAUUAAACUCCAUCGUUUUGAACUUAUUCGAGGAAUUCUUGCUGAGAUGUCAUAUCUAGGAAUUGAAUGCAGCACUGUUACGUACAGCACUAUCAUCGAUGGAUACGGUAAGGCUAAAAUGUUUGAAGAAAUGGAGAACACAUUGACAGAUAUGAUUGAAAGUGGCAGCUCUGUUCCAGAUCUUUUCACAUUUAAUUCCAUCAUUGGGGCUUAUGGGAGCAGUGGGCGGAUAGACAAGAUGGAGAAGUGGUACACUGAAUUUCAGUUAAUGGGUCUAAGGCAAGAUAUUAAGACGUUCAAUAUCCUGAUCAGAUCAUAUGGGAAAGCAGGCAUGUAUGGCAAGAUGAGGUCUGUUUUGGAAUUCAUGGAGAAAAGGUUCUUUUCUCCAUCAAUUGUUACUCAUAAUAUUAUCAUUGAGACAUUUGGAAAGGCCGGGGAUAUUGAGACCAUGGAGGAAUACUUCAGCAAAAUGAAACAUCUAGGAAUUAAGCCUAACACUGUCACUUACUGUUCUCUUGUUAGUGCUUACAGUAAAGCUGGGCAUAUAAUGAAGAUUGAUUCAAUUCUGAGGCAGGUGGAGAACUCUGAUGUGAUACUAGAUACCCCAUUCUUCAACUGCGUCAUCAGUGCCUAUGUUCGAGCAGGUGAUAUAGAAAAGAUGUCUAAGUUGUUUCUGGGAAUGGAAGGGAGAAAAUGCAAGCCGGACAGCAUCACCUUUGCUACCAUGAUUCAAGCCUACAACGCGCAAGGCAUGAUUGAAGCUGCACAAGGCAUGGAGAAUAUGAUGAUUGCAACCAGGAAGAAUUCAGGUACUAGGUUGAUUGGAGCCUAGCAUGAGGGUUAUUGUGGAAGAGCAACAUUGAAAAUAUAAGACAAUUAAAUGUCUGAGGUGAUAGUUUGGGAAGAAAUACUUAUUUCUCAUGACCGCUUCUGUUGCCGGGAAACUUCCUGCUUGCCAUGAUAAGAAUGAAUACACACCUUCAGUAUAAUAUCUGUUGCAUACGGUGGAUGAUCCAAUCAGCAUCCUCUACUUCUGGAUACCAACCUUUGGUUUUUCCCUCCUGUAUCCGAAGGGAGGUAUUCGGGAUCAACAUAUGAACCAUGCCAAUAAUGUGAGCCUGACAACUUUUGGUGAAGUCCUGCUCCUUGACAUGCAUCUACAUGCCUGACAAGCACCUGGUUUUUUCUGUGGUAUCGCCCUAAGGUUCUUGCUUGUGCAAAAAGCACGGAUAUUCUAUUGGUACGCAUCCACAAUUUUUCCUGCACAAGAAACACAUAAGAUUCCGUAGCCAAGCAGGUUUAGGGGGUCGCUUGAGUGUGAUGGAUUGUUACAGACUCAGCCACUCGGUCCAUUUAGACACAACCAAUCACAUUGAUCGUUGCCCUAGAUCCGUUUGUUACAAUUGGUUAGUUUAGAGCAUCCAGAUAAUUUGAUUGGUCUGGUCCACACUCAAACUACGCAACAAUCACUCCCUGAAAGUUCAGAGUGUAGAAAUUAGUCAGGUUGUAAUCUCCAAUUAUCUUGUUAUAAAGAAAAAAAAAAGGAAAGACAAGAGAGGAAUGUAGACAAGGAGGGGAAGGAUAGCAUAUGAUGGACAUCGUUGAUAUUUUUUCAUGUUAUUGACAAUUUAUUUAUUUAUUUGAUGCAAUAAGCUUAUGAAUAGCAUGUAAUCUAAGCAAUUUUUGAGGCUGA